AACGAGGGAACAAAGAACACAUCCGUUAUCUCUUUUAUAUACUUCCCUGCUCGCGUCUCCCUCCAUUCCCUUUCUUCUUCCAACCCAUCUGCCCAUCUUCGGAACAAUGCAGAAUGAUACACAGCAGCAGUCACUGGAGCCGCCCAGACGCUCUUUUAAGCGUCUGACCCCAGAUGGCUAUAGACUCCUCACCGAUUUUCGCGAUAAUGUUACACUAUAUCCGACGGUGACACAGCGUCUCGACCUGUUAGCCAAAAUACAAGCACUUCCAGAUUGCGAUUGGUACGACAAGACCAAGAUCUCCUCAUGGUUCCAGCACCAGCAGACAAGAUACAAGGUGAAAGAGUCAAAAGGUGUAUCCGCGAGCCAGGCGCAGCUUUCUGCUUCACUUAUCCAGGUUCGAAAUACACUCUUUCCGUCCUUCCGAAACGUUGACUAUCUCCGCCUUGAGCAGUUACUCGCUGAGGACCCGAAUCCUUCAGAAACUACAUUGAGAGUAUGGUCGCUCGCCCUGUCGGUGGAUCUUUCUCAGCUUGCAAGAUGGGUCAUAUGGCAAAAAGAACGAGAACAGAAAAAGAACAGUUCGACAUCUACUGCGUCGACGACUUCUCAAACGCCACAACAGUCACGCCCUGAACCAGGGCCUUUCAGUAUAUCGGUACCGCGGACGCAAGCGUCGCCCAUUCAGACUACUACGAAUCCACGCGCACCAUCUCAUCUCCCCACACCUGAAUCAUCUACUUCACCGGAGCCUAGAGUUCGUCAAAUACCUGAGUCCGUAAGACGAAUCAGGGAGCUCGCAGAAACGAUAAAGGGCAGUUUGACUUCAGGAAAUGAUGAUACUCCCAAUGAGAAGGCCCCAGAGACAAUGGAGGAAUUCAAUAGAUUAUUCAAAACUCAUGAAGACAGUAUGAGCACUUUCAUGAAGAGAGUGAAAAGUGGAGAUUUUCAGCAGAUAGGCGUGGGCGCCUCAUUUGCUUCACCUUCUGCCUAGAAGUUUAUGUAGUGCAAUAUUGAUCUAUGUCAAGCUACUACCAUGCUAUCGCUACAUACCCUCGCUUUGCUAACUUAAUUGUAUCGUUAUGCAUUUCAGAAUGAUCGCCAUCGUACCCCCACCCUAAUCAUCGUAGUGCUGGGUCGGUCGAUCCAAUAUAUAGUUGUGUACACCUCGCUUGUGAAUAUGAAAGCUCGUAAUUCAUGCGCCUCAUUUCUU
Molecule: messenger RNA, 1213 nt
Organism: Somion occarium
Lineage: Eukaryota; Fungi; Basidiomycota; Agaricomycetes; Polyporales; Cerrenaceae
Source: the annotation of a GenBank genome assembly